AUGUCCACUUCAUCGCUUGCAUGGGAAAACCUCACAUACGAUCUCCAACCGUGGAUCAAGGAGAUGGUCAAAUCUAUGGGCUUCACGUCCAUGACACCAGUCCAGGCGGCCACCAUCCCGCUCUUUUGCGGCAACAAAGACGUCGUGGUGGAAGCCAUGACUGGGUCUGGUAAAACCAUGGCGUUUGGGAUUCCCGUCUUGGAAAAAGUGUCACGUUACCUCCAACAACCAGGGAGUGAUGGGGUUGUGAAAAAGGGCCACAUGCUUGGAAUCGUGCUUGCGCCUACGCGGGAGUUAGCCAACCAGAUUAAUCAGGUUUUCCAGGGGAUGCUCCAGUUCCAGCCAGCUGACCAUGUUCAGAUCCGUACCCAGUUGCUUGUGGGGUCUUUGGCAUCUGUCAGAGAGGACCUCAACACGUAUGUAUCGGAAAAGCCGCACAUUUUGAUCGCCACUCCGGGCCGGAUGUUGGACUUUUUGUCAUCCAACUUGGUCAGAACCCCAAGCUUGGAGAUUCUCGUGUUGGACGAGGCAGAUAAGCUACUUGAUGUUUCGUUUGAGAUGGAUGUGAGGGCCAUUAUUAGGCAGUUGCCGCGUCAGCGCCGUACGGGCUUGUUCUCCGCGACGCUCUCGUCUGCCGGAGACACGAUUUUCAAAACGGGGAUGACGAAUCCGGUGAGAAUCAGUGUCAAGGCGCAGAAAUCAGGCCAGGCGAUGCCAUCGUCGCUCGGGAUCAGCUACCUCGUAACCAAGCCCGAGCAGAAGCUCCUCAACUUGCUUGUGCUCCUCAACAACUACCACUACAAAAAGGCGAUUGUGUACUUCCCAACAUGUACAGGGGUGACGUAUUUCUACAAUAUGAUCCAAAAUUUGGUGAAAAACAGGGUGCUUGAUGGUGAAGACUUGAAGUUCUUUUCCUUACACGGGAAGCUCCAGGCCAAGCCCAGAAUCAAGACCUUGAAUGCAUUCACGGACGCCUCUGCCUCGGGCGGGAAGUCGAUAUUGAUGACCACGGACGUUGCUGCCAGGGGGAUCGAUAUUCCAGAUGUGGAGCUAGUCAUCCAGAUGGACGCUCCGACGGACCCAGACGUGUUUUUGCACAGAUGUGGGAGAACCGGAAGAGCCAACAAGGUGGGGAAAGCCAUUGUAUUGUUAAACGAGGGCCGCGAAGAGGACUAUCUCUCGUUUAUGGAGGUUCGCCACGUUGAAAUGUCCGAGACCAGCGUAGAUUUGAGCCAGUAUAGCGAGUUUUUCGAGAGAAUCACGGCCCGGGUCAGAAAGUGGAUUUUGGGCGACAGGGCGAGACACGAGUUGGGGGUAAAGUCGUUUGUGGGAUUUGUCAGAUACUACUCCAAGCACCAGGCCUCAUCCAUUUUCAGACUACAGUCUCUUGAUUACUUGGGUUUGGCCAAGAUGUACGGGUUAAUGCGUUUGCCAAAGAUGCCCGAGUCACGUUAUGUUCCCCAGGAGUUGAUGCCGGAAGAAGGUUGGCUAGGCGAGAAGAUUGACAUGGAUGCGUAUGCGUACAAAGAUGUCCAGAAGGAGAAGUCGCGUUUGGACACGCUCGAGACGGAGAAGCAGAGGCGGCUUGAGCAGUCGGCGAAGCGCAAGGAGUUUAAGCAUAAUAACACCGCGUGGAGUGACAAGACGGACACGAAGGAGGGCAAGGCCGUGAGAAGGGAGAAGAUGAAACGGAAGAGAGAGGCGAUCCAGAAGCAAAUUAUGGAGGAGCCGAGUGACGAUGAGGACCAGGUGGUGGACUGGAAGGAUAUGGUGCGGGCCAACAAGAAGAAGAAGAGCGAUUCGGGGAUGCAGGGGUCGUUUGAUGAUUUGUAGAGAGGGUGAGCUUGGCGAAGGCUUAAAGCGAGAGUAGCGAGGCGCAUGAGGA
This is a messenger RNA of Babjeviella inositovora NRRL Y-12698, 1885 nucleotides long. It is a transcript of the gene SPB4, whose product is annotated as putative ATP-dependent RNA helicase. NCBI's taxonomy places the organism in Eukaryota, Fungi, Ascomycota, Pichiomycetes, Serinales. Gene Ontology annotation, molecular function: ATP binding; RNA helicase activity; nucleic acid binding. Bases 1 to 1833 code for a protein of 610 amino acids. The transcript has a single exon. Gene Ontology annotation, cellular component: nucleolus. The record is from RefSeq and is a predicted model, not a curated record.